AUGGAAAUUACAGUGCUUAUUUCCGGAUCUGGAUCGAACCUCCAAGCUCUUCUCGAAGCGCAGAAAAACUCGCUUUUGAAAGGGAAAAUCACACAGGUUAUCUCAAGCAGUGAAGAUGCCUAUGGCUUGCAGAGAGCUGCAAAGUUUUCCGUCCCAUCCAAAACACACGUCUUAAAAAAAUACUACAAGGGCACAACUAAAGAUGACAAGGAAGUCCGCCGCGAGAAAAGAGAGCAGUUCAAUAAGGACUUGGCCAACCUCCUCAUACAUGGAAACAUUGAAGGUACCAAAGACUCUACCUACUCCAAGCCCGGUUUGAUCGUUUGUGCUGGUUGGAUGCUCAUCUUGUCUCCUUCCGUCUUAACUCCGUUGGCCAAGGCUGGAAUCUCGAUUAUCAACUUACACCCUGCAUUGCCUGGUGCAUUCGAGGGCACCCAUGCGAUCGACCGGGCGUGGAAGGCUGGCCAGGAUGGUGAGAUCACGAAAGGCGGUGUCAUGAUUCACAAGGUCAUUGCCGAGGUCGACAGGGGUGAGCCUGUGUUAGUCAAAGAACUUGAUUUCAUUAAAGGAGAAACGCUCGAGGAGUACGAAGGCAGAGUGCACAAGGUGGAACACGAGGCGAUCGUAGAGGGUACGAACAUUGUGUUGGAAGAGUUAUCGGCUGACGAGUUGGUGGAGAAGUGCGAGAAGUUACUGGUGGGUAAGUAG
Molecule: messenger RNA, 708 nt
Organism: Metschnikowia bicuspidata var. bicuspidata NRRL YB-4993
Lineage: Eukaryota; Fungi; Ascomycota; Pichiomycetes; Serinales; Metschnikowiaceae
Gene: ADE8
Product: phosphoribosylglycinamide formyltransferase
Exons: 1
Coding region: 1-708 (235 amino acids)
Biological process (GO): 'de novo' IMP biosynthetic process
Cellular component (GO): cytoplasm
Molecular function (GO): phosphoribosylglycinamide formyltransferase activity
Source: RefSeq, a predicted model, not a curated record